Messenger RNA from Caenorhabditis bovis, 3414 nucleotides. The record is from the annotation of a GenBank genome assembly. NCBI's taxonomy places the organism in Eukaryota, Metazoa, Nematoda, Chromadorea, Rhabditida, Rhabditidae.
AUGCGUCGGAGGGAUCCACCUCCACCUCCACCUCCAGCACUGUUGUUCGCAACCCUAUUAUUCACCAAUGCUCUGGCGGUAUGCUCAAUGAACAUCGACGUCGAACGUCUCGCCGCACGUCAAAGAAUCGACGAGAAAUGGGACGAGAUCGAGCGGUUCGAGAGUGGCGCGGGCCGAUCGAGAAAACUGCGACAAAUUCAACCGAAAGAAAUUAGCAUACAGGUGACAGCACCGUUGUUCUCCAGCCGUUUAUUCGACUACGGACCACAAGCCGGCGAUCAAGAAUUGCCACAAGCUCUUGAUGUUGGAAAAAAGCUUGAACUCACAAAUCCAAUUUCGUUCUACGGAAGUCAAUUCAAGACAGUUUAUGUUUUGUCAAAUGGUGGAAUCGGUUUUGAAGCUGGCGCCAGAUCUUACAAGUCUAAUAUGCUGCCAGGCGCCACACGCAUAAUUGCACCAUUUUGGAAUCGCAAUGAUCUGCGGAACGGUGGAAAGGUGUACUAUAGAGAAGUGACAAAGGGUCGUGUUUUGGAGCGCGGACAAUCGGAAAUUCGUUAUCAAUACGAUAAAAACGUGAAAGUAAUAUCUGCGCUGAUCAUCACUUGGGACAAAAUGCAGCCCUUGAACACCGCGGCGUUGCCCGAAGAAAACACGAACACAUUCCAAGCAGCCUUAUUCAUCACGAGCAACGGCACGUUCGCCAAUUUCAUCUACAGUAAUAUCGGAUGGACGCAAGGCGCCGAAGCUGGCUUCAAUGCAGGAGAUGCUACCAACCAUUUCAAACUUCCGACGUCCGGUACCCCGAAUAUUAUGUAUUUGGAAGAGUACGGUAACACCGGAAUUCCAGGAGAAUGGAUGUUUGAACUCGCUGAACUUCGAGUUAUCAGCUGCAAAGCUGGCAUCAAAGGAGACACGUGUGAUCAAGAAUGCACGUCUGGUGAAUGGGGUCCUGAUUGCGCAUUCUGCUGCCAUUGUAGCGAAGGAACCUGUCAUGCCGUUACGGGAGAUUGUUCGAAAGGGUGCGCAACAUGCUGGGAAGGAUCCAAUUGUCAGAAGCGACAAGACAAAUGUGCGACUAAAACUCAAUGUGCAGCAAAUGCUCUUUCAUUCAAUGACUAUGAUCGGUGUGGAGAGCCAAUUCAGAGGUGUCAGUGUCUUAAUGGAUACCGAGGUGAUGGAUAUAAGCGUUGUGAUGAUGUUGACGAAUGCUCUGCGAACUCAACAAUCUGCCAUCCAGACGCUAUUUGCACAAACACUCCUGGCCGCUACUUUUGUCAAUGCAAAGACGGAUUUACUGGAGAUGGACAGACAGAAUGCGCCCAGUCUCUCCUUCUUCAUUUCGAUACUCACAAGCAACUCCCGAAGCACAAAAACGCAAAAAUGGAAUGGAAUUUGAAACGACCGAUAAAAGUAUUUGGUGAAGUUGUCGAUCGACUGACCAUCACAUCGACUGGAUUGAUAUCGAUCGAUGAAAUGAGCAAAGAUGGACCGGCUCGAUUGGAAGAAAUGCAAUUGGUCGGAAUUGCGCCAUUCUUUGCACCAAUUGAUCUUUCCAAAGGAGGUUCAGUGUCCGUGGAAGAAGUUGAAAAUCGAAACUUACUUCAAAAGGUGACAAGAACGAUUGCGGAAAACUAUAACGACCCAUCAUUUGAAGCGAAAAGUGCUUUAGUGGUGACCUAUUCGAACGUGACGGAUGGAAAACAACGGAGAGGAAAUACUUUCCAAACAUUGAUAAUUGACGGAAAAGGUGCUCGCGGUGAGAAGCUCACAUUCGCCGAGUUGAUCUACCGCGAUUUGCCAUGGGGCUCUGGAGCUGAGGCUGGAAUUCUUUCUCGAGAUGCUGCUUCCUCGAUACUCCUUCCCGCGUCUGGAACUGAAGCAAUUUCGCAGUUCACUAAAUUGAGCAACGUCAAACAGCCGGGGACUUGGCUUUAUCGAAUUGAUCGCGCUCAACUGACACCAUGCGCUCAAGCAAUUCAAUUGCCACCAUAUUGCGACAAGCUGCUCACCGAGCAACCGAGACUUCCAUCAGUCAUUCCAGAUGAAAAGAAAGAGGACAUGAAGCUUCCAACACCCGGAUCAUUCCAAAUUGAUCAACCAUCUGAGACAAUUCGCCCAUCACUCGUUCGAGGAAAUCAAGAUUUAAGAACUAUCAGUGUUACUAGUCAAUCCAUUUCAAAACCGAAAACUACCGUACGACCGCGACCAAACUUUUCGAGCACUCCUCAUCGUCCGAUCGUCUCGCUCUCUGAUGAAGAUUUCGCUUUGGGACCAGACGCAUUUGAGAUUACAUUCCCACCAUUUGUCACAGUUGUUCCUGAAUUAUUCAGACCUGAGGAUAGGAAGAAGUCCAGCGGAAAACCAGCGACAACUCGGCCACUUCCAAACUUUUCAAUGAAAACUCCAUUAGAGGAAGAAGAAGAAGAAGAAAUAGUGCCACCAACGACAAAAUCAACAACCUCAGCGACCACACGAAUUGCACAGACUACCAGGCGAUUGAUUGCCACAACUACUAAAACACCAAGAGAAGAAGACUUUGAGUCGCCAUUUGAAUCGCAAUCAUUUGAUGGAGAAACUCUGAAAUUCACUGAUGAAAUUGAAUCUGCAAUGAAGCACGCAUUUGAAACAACUCGUCGAACUAGCCAAAAGAUGGAAACAACAACAGUUCAAGAAAAUGAAGAAGAGGAAGAAGAAGGAGACGUUGAAGAUGAACAAGGAGAAGCCGAAGUGAUCGAGGCGGAUGAUGCUGAGCCCACUACGACUACAACGAUGGCGACGACAACAACGUCGACGACAACUGAAGCUCCAAUAACAACUACAACGCCUAGAAGAAUUAUGUCGACUACAACUACGCCCCAGUCGAUAUUUGUUUUCACCACCACAAAGGCGCCAGCUCCGCCACCGCGUAGACUGACACCAAAUAAUAUCGUGACAGCUCCACCGAAACAAGCACCUCCGAAUGCGAAUCAUACUGAAGAACAAUCUGAGAGAAAACUUGCAAUAAUCCUACCGGUCUCGAUUAUGCUCGCCUGGUUGUUCAUUCUUCUGUGCAUUGCUGGCUUCAUGUGUUGCAAGAAGCGAGCCUCAAGUCGAGAGUCAUCUCAAUUACGCGCUAUGUACGGUGCUGCUUAUGGUGUGCGACCAACGUCCUUUGAAAGCAAACGCGUCAAGGAAUCCUCGUCGACUUCGUCGUAUGAAGAUCAUCUUGAACGGGCGGCGAGACUUGGAGGGCAAUCGGCAAUCAAUGCUCAACAGGCGGCUAAGCUUACCUUAUACGGCAGUUACUGGAAUAUACCCAGCGGACAUUCUCCGACGACACGGCUUUCAACACAGGAGCAUCGAUCAUCGCCGCCGAGUUUUAUUAACAACGGGUACACUAAUCCGACGCGGUACACCUAUGCAGGGCACUAUUAA